GGCCAAAUGGGUCAUUCAGUCGUCUCUGCAGAUCUGAACGGCAAACGGAACCUCGUUGGAGUUCUAAGCUCGAUUUAAGCGGAUUUCAUCUGUUCUUGUGAUUUUCCUAUUCGCACCGUACAGUAUGGCUGCACCCAUUGAAUGUAAGGCGGCUGUGGCGUACGGUUACAACCAACCGCUUUCAAUAGAGAUGAUAACUGUUGCACCACCAGAGGCAGGUGAAGUUCGCAUUAAGAUUGUUGCCACGUCCCUCUGCCACAGUGAUGCACAUUUCGUGUGGCGGGAAAUGCCCAAAGAUGCGUACCCUUACGUUCUUGGGCACGAGGCUGCAGGCAUCGUUGAAAGCGUUGGCGAAGGUGUGACGUCAGUCAAGCCAGGAGACAAGGUUGUGCCGUGUUUCUUGUGCCAAUGUGGAGACUGUAGAUACUGUAAGGAUCCAAGGACGAAUCUAUGUGAGCAAUUUCCUGAAGAAAUUGGGUACUUCGAUACCUACGCAACCGGCCAUUCAUCCCGUAUCACGCUCAAAGAUGGCAAUCAAGCGCGUCAGUUUAUUGGAACAAGCACCUUCAGCGAAUACACAGUAAUUCCUGAAAUACAGGUGGCUAAGGUCCGUGAUGACGCUCCUCUAGAAACUGUCUGCCUCCUCUCCUGCGGUAUUCCCACCGGAUACGGGGCGGCAGUGAACGUGGCCAAAGUCCAGGCAGGCUCCACAUGUGCAGUCUGGGGACUUGGUACCAUUGGACUGGCUGCCGUCAUGGGAUGCAAGGCAAGAGGGGCCAAGACGAUCUUCGGUGUCGACAUCAACCCUGACAAGGAAGCAAAAGCUCGUGAACUUGGGAUCACCGAGUUCCUGAACCCCCUAGAUUACGAUAAGCCAAUCCAAGAGGUGAUCAAAGAGAAGACAGAUGGUGGACUUGAUUACGCCAUCGAGUGUAUUGGAGCUGCUAAGUGUGUGGAAGCCGCUUUGGAAUCGGUUCGCCGCGGCAUAGGACUGGCUGUGGUUGUUGGACUUGCCGAGUCAAAGCUGACCCUUAGCGUGGACAACUUCUUAAUGGGAAAGACGCUUCAUGGCUGUUACUAUGGAGGAUACAAAAGUCGUGACAGUAUCCCGAAGUUGGUAGAUGAGUUCAUGGCGGGUAAUCUGAACCUAGAUGCCUUCAUCAGCCACAGAAUGGACAUCGACGAUAUAAACAAGGCCUUUGAUCUUUUAAAGGCAGGGACCAGUUACCGAUCGGUCAUGACCUUUGGCAAGUAAAAUCCGAAGAAGGAAUGUUGAGCGAUGACAACAGAUCAAAAUAUCUUCUGUUUUAUAUAUAUUUUUAUUCGUACUCAACAAAGACUAAGUACAAUCAGUACAUGAAAUGGCGCAUGGUGGAGUGCAGUGCUGUUACAAAUUGUUGCCCAACAAGCAUAUAAUUCAGUCGCGAGAAAGGUCUUUCGAUCUGGGAUGAAGCACCUUUGCCAGCGUUAAAACGCUCCUUACUUAUGUUUUAUUUACUUAUUUACCUAAAGUAAAACUAGACAUGGAUAUGUUGCACGCGCCUAGUGCUAAGCAUAGAGGUGAUGGGUUUGAUGUUAAGGGCAAUCUUUCUACAGUGUUUAAUAAAGUCGCUCGACAGUUCAGUUGA
Molecule: messenger RNA, 1628 nt
Organism: Lineus longissimus
Lineage: Eukaryota; Metazoa; Nemertea; Pilidiophora; Heteronemertea; Lineidae
Product: alcohol dehydrogenase class-3-like
Exons: 10
Coding region: 125-1255 (376 amino acids)
Biological process (GO): formaldehyde catabolic process
Cellular component (GO): cytosol
Molecular function (GO): S-(hydroxymethyl)glutathione dehydrogenase [NAD(P)+] activity; zinc ion binding
Source: RefSeq, a predicted model, not a curated record